AUGGGUGACACUCUCUCAAGUGAUGGAUUUCAGUUAUCGAAGGAACGGGUGAAAGCCAUAGCGGAAGCACCAGCCCCUAAGAACCAAUCGGAGGUGAGAAGUUUCUUGGGCUCUGUACAAUUUUGCGCCAAGUUCAUACCACAGUUUGCCACUGUAUCCGCACCCCUCUGGGACCUGACCUCCAAAAAUGUCAAAUGGAAAUGGGGCACCAACGAAGCAGCAGCAUUCUCAAGAAUCAAGUGUUUGUUAACCCGAGUACCCGUUAUGGCUUACUAUAAUCUACCUGCUGAGACAAAAGUUACAACUGACGCAUCACCAGUAGCCCUAGCUAAGAGCCAUCCUUGA
Messenger RNA from Paramuricea clavata, 345 nucleotides. The record is from the annotation of a GenBank genome assembly. Lineage: Eukaryota; Metazoa; Cnidaria; Anthozoa; Malacalcyonacea; Plexauridae.